Molecule: messenger RNA, 1250 nt
Organism: Diuraphis noxia (Russian wheat aphid)
Lineage: Eukaryota; Metazoa; Arthropoda; Insecta; Hemiptera; Aphididae
Product: MYG1 exonuclease
Cellular component (GO): cytoplasm; nucleus
Source: RefSeq, a predicted model, not a curated record
GUCUAGGAGCAUACUAGCUACUAGCAUCAGUAAAGUAGACGGUAGACGACAGCUUGCUGAUGUAUAUGUUGUGUACUUGUAUGUAGUAUCAAAUGAUCGUGCUACAAUAUUGUACACAAUACUUUUAGUUUUACCGUUAUUACAACAGUUGAUUAUAAUUUAUAAAUAAAUAAAUAAUAAUCUGUUACAUUAAUUACCCGAGAGCCGAGAAUGAAUUUAACCACCAAAUUUUCGCCAAAGAAAUUGGGUACCCACAAUGGUAUAUUCCACUGCGAUGAAGCUUUUGGCUCAUACAUGCUACAGUUAUUAUUUCCUGACUUGGAAAUAAUUCGUACGAGAGAUGAACAACUGCUAGCCGAGUGCGAUAUUGUAAUCGACGUUGGUGGUGUGUAUGAUCACGGUAAACGCCGUUAUGAUCAUCAUCAAAGGAGUUUUGAUCAUUCGAUGAGCACACUUAAACCCAACUCCAAAUGGACAACGAAAUUGAGUAGUGCAGGUUUGGUAUACUUACAUUACGGCCACGAUGUUUUGAAAACAAUUUUGGCAACCGACGUACCUGAAGAUAAAUUGAAUACUAUUUAUUCUAAAGUAUAUGAAACCUUUGURCAAGAAGUAGAUGCUAUCGAUAACGGUGUUCCAAUAUGUGAAGGUUUACCUAAAUACAAUAUACACACUCAUUUGAGUAGUCGAGUCGGUAACUUUAACAAAAAAUGGAACCAUGUUGGAAAAUUUGACGAUAUGAAAGCAUUCAAACAGGCGAUGCAAUUGAUUAAAAGUGARUUUGAAGAAACUGUACUGUAUGCAUAUCAAACAUGGUUACCUGCUAGGUCAUUGGUAGUUGAUGCACUCGAGAAACGAUACGAAACACACAAGUCUGGUCGUGUCAUAGAGUUCAGUGCACCAUGUCCUUGGAAAGAACAUUAUUUUGUGCUUGAAGAAGAACUGGGUGAUGACCUUUUACCAAAAAUUGAUUAUGUUAUUUUUAAAGAUACUGCAAAUGAUGCRUGGAGAAUACAAUGUAUACCUUUAACUCCACAUUCGUUUACACUUAGAAGACCAUUGCCAAAAAGUUGGUGUGGUAUUAGAGAUGAUGAUUUAAGCACAAUUUCUGGAGUACAAGGUUGUAUUUUUUGCCAUGCCAGUGGAUUCAUCGGUGGUAACAAGACUAGAGAAGGAGUACUAGAAAUGUGUGAAAAAGCCUUAGAAUGAUUUUUUUUUUUAAUAAUAAACAAUCGAUCUAUUUAUUUGUA